Messenger RNA from Clunio marinus, 971 nucleotides. NCBI's taxonomy places the organism in Eukaryota, Metazoa, Arthropoda, Insecta, Diptera, Chironomidae. The record is from the annotation of a GenBank genome assembly.
GGGAGAAAAAUUUCUUAACUAGGUAUACCGAUUUUCAGAUUUUUAAAUGAUUAGAUAUAUCGAAAUAUAGUUGAACACCCUACGGACAUUUUCACUUAACUGCUUGUUUUCAUUAAACAAACAGUUGCACGAGGAAAAAAAGUAUUCAUAUUAAAAUUAAGUAGCAAGUUCAACACAAUAUGUCCGGAAUUCUAUUUGAAGACAUCUUUAACGUUAAAGACAUGGAUCCAGAAGGAAAAAAAUUUGACAGAGUUUCUCGAUUACACUGCGAAUCAGAAUCUUUCAAAAUGGACUUAAUAUUAGAUAUAAAUUCUUGGAUUUAUCCUAUGGAAUUAGGCGAUAAAUUUCGUCUAGUACUGGCAACAACUUUACAAGAAGAUGGAAGGCCAGCGAGUCAGGAAUAUUUAGUGAGCGAAAUCGAAGGAUCCCGCGCUGAUAGCUUUGAGUAUGUUAUGUUCGGACAAGUUUACAGAAUAGAAGGUGAUGAUUCAGAAGCAUCAAGCCGUCUCUCCGCAUUUGUUUCAUUUGGUGGACUCCUUAUGAGACUCCAAGGCGAUGCCAACAAUGUCCACGGCUUUGAAAUUGAUCAGAAAAUUUAUCUCCUCAUGAAAAAACUCGCUUUUUAAAGACACAAUGUCAUAUUUUAAGGAUUACUAUAUGUAAUUGAACAAUAAGUAAUAUAUAAAAAUGGUAAAUAUAUUAAAGUGAGAGAUGCAGUCAUUGAUCUUUGAUCAGUGAAAAGAACUUCAAAAUACGUCCAAAUUUAGUAUGUCACCAUUAUCACAAGGAAUAAAGAACUGCGAUCAAUACUGGAAGUAGAACUCACUGUAAAAUUUGAAAUUGAUUAUGUUCAUAUUUACCAAAACUUCAUUUCUGUGCUUCAUACAUUAUUCUCCCAAAUUACCUACCUAUUAAAAUAAAAUCAAAUCAAUCAUUUUAAACUUCAAUUUUCACGGUUUUUAUUCGUAUUU